UAGCAGAGGUGAGAGCUCUAAUAUUUCUGUAGAAGAUUUCUUAUUUCGUGCCAGUUUUUGUUUUGAUUUAAUUUGUUCUUCAAUAAUAUCAGUUCCGAUCUCGUACCUUUUGAUCGCGUCCGUCCGUACGUCCAUGGCGGAGAAUCAAAAGAUACAUCCCGUCCACGUGGAUCUGGAGGCACCACAGACGACGGCAACUCCGGCCACCGAGCCCUUGGUGCCGCGCGGAGCCGAGAAAUCCGACGACGGAGGGCGGCGCACUGCCGAUCAACAUCCUCCUCCGUUCCGGCGGACGAUUCCGGUGAUGCACUCGAAGCCGCCGAAGAAGAGGCGAAGCUGCUGUUGCAGGUGCCUGUGCUGGACCUUCUCAAUUCUAGUCCUCCUUCUGAUUGCGAUCGGAAUCGUGGUCGGAAUCCUGUACCUGGUUUUCCGGCCGAAGCUUCCGGAGUACUCGAUCGACAAAUUGCAGGUGACGCAAUUCGCCCUAAGUGGAAACGACAGAUUGGACGCGACUUUCAAUCUAAAUCUGACGACCAGGAACCCUAACAAGAAGAUCGGAAUAUACUACGAAGGAGGAAGCCACAUAAGCGCGUGGUACAGAGGAACGAAACUGUGCGAAGGGGCUUUACCGAGAUUUUACCAAGGGCAUCGGAACACGACGGUGCUGAACGUGCCUCUGGUGGGAGUAACGGAAAACGCGACGGCGCUUUUGACGACGCUCCAGCAACAGCAGCAACAGAGCGGAAACAUUCCGUUGAAUCUGAACGUGAAACAGCCGGUGAGGAUAAAGCUUGGGAGCUUGAAGCUGAUGAAGGUGAAGUUCUACGCGAGUUGUAGGCUGUUGGUUGAUAGUGUUUCAGCAAAUAACGACAUCGCCAUUAAAGACAGUAGCUGCAACUUCAAGCUGAGGCUGUAGGAUAAUACGCGAUUCGACUCCUUCCUACUGUGAUAGAGAGGGGUUGGAUAUUGUCUCACUUUCACACGCGUAUGUACAUAUGAUGCCUAUAUGAGGUUUGGAUACAUUUUGUUUUUCUUUCACACAAUAUCUAUGAUUUUAUACAUAUUUUAAAGUCUA
Molecule: messenger RNA, 1075 nt
Organism: Momordica charantia (bitter melon)
Lineage: Eukaryota; Viridiplantae; Streptophyta; Magnoliopsida; Cucurbitales; Cucurbitaceae
Product: Late embryogenesis abundant (LEA) hydroxyproline-rich glycoprotein family
Biological process (GO): defense response to other organism
Cellular component (GO): plasma membrane
Source: RefSeq, a predicted model, not a curated record